Molecule: messenger RNA, 894 nt
Organism: Vigna unguiculata (cowpea)
Lineage: Eukaryota; Viridiplantae; Streptophyta; Magnoliopsida; Fabales; Fabaceae
Molecular function (GO): nucleic acid binding; zinc ion binding
Source: RefSeq, a predicted model, not a curated record
AUGGAGAAGAUGAAGCGUGAGGUGGAAGGUCAGCACCCACGACAGCCACAACCGCCUCAGAGGAUCGGUGGACCAUCUGGGUCCAAGCCCAGACAUGAGGAGCGGAAGGAGACCGGCCAAGUUCAGUGCUACAUCUGUGGAGGCCCUCAUCUGAGGAGUGCUUGUCCACGCAUGAAGGGUUACCGCAGGUGCAACAACUGUGGCAAGGAAGGCCACUUUGGGAAGGAUUGUCCCAACCUUGCCAGGGCGGCAACACGCCCUCUAGUUCAGACCCCUCACCAGCACCAACGGAGAGACAGAGGCAACAGGCCUCAGGCGACGGGCAAAGUCUAUGCCAUGACCGGAGUUGAGGCUGCAGGUUCAGGUAACCUUGUUAUGGGUUAUUGUGUGAUUUCUGGGAUGAGAUGCUAUGUGUUGUAUGAUUAUGGAGCGACACACUCCUUUGUGUCAAAUGCAUGUGUGGAGCGGUUAGGUCUGCCUGUGCGCGAGCUGCAGUGUGAGCUUGCGGUGUUUACUCCGGCGUUGGGUUUGGUCAGGACGUCAUCCUUUUGUGCUAGGUGUCCAGUGGAGGUAGAGGGACGCAGAUACAAGGUGAACUUAAUCUGUCUGCCUCUACGAGAGUUGGAGGUGAUCUUAGGAAUGGAUUGGCUCUCUGCCAAUCGCGUUCUUAUAGAUUGCCGAGAGAAGAAACUGCUUUUUCCCUGUCCAGAGGAGCCUGAGUUGGUAUCUUCUCAGGGGGCUAUGAAGGAACUCCAUGACGGCGCGCAGUGUUACAUGAUCUUCACACAUCUGGAGGUGGAGGGUGGAGAGAUGAAGUUAGUAAUACCAAUUGUGCAGGAUUUUGAGGAUGUGUUCCCAGAGGAAGUGCCGGGUUACCUCCUCGCAGAGAGGUAG